AUGCCGCCCCGUAUCUCUCUGCGGGUGGCGCUCCCGCGCUUCUUAGCCCGAACAACCACAUCGCCUCUUUGUCUUCCCUCGACAGCCACCCGAAGCGUCCACAAUGGCUGGUCUACGGCACCUCCCCGAUCCAAGCACUGGCGCUACAACCAAAUCACAGCAGGCAUCCCCAAGCCCACCACGGGCCCGGCCGCUGCCCUCAAACGCCGAGAGCGCACCACACCCUUCCGCACUGGUGUUCUGGCCACCAAGAAGGGCAUGACGGCCAUCUUUGUCGGCAAGGAGCGCAUCCCCUGCACCGUCCUCCAGCUCGACCAAGUCCAAGUCGUCGCGAACCGGACACGAGAGAAAAACGGGUACUGGGCCGUACAGAUUGGACGCGGCAGCAAGGAGCCAAGAAAUGUCACGGCGCCGCAGUUGGGAUACUACGAGGCCAAGGGCAUCUCCCCCAAGGCGGAGCUCGCCGAGUUCUUUGUGAGGGACAAGGAUGGCCUGCUGCCCGUCGGCGCACAGAUCCACCCCGACUGGUUCCAGGUCGGACAGUACGUCGAUGUCAAGGGUCCCUCGCGAGGUCAGGGGUUCGCCGGUGGUAUGAAGCGUCACGGUUUCUCAGGACAGGAGGCAUCCCACGGUAACUCCAAGAAUCACCGUACCAUCGGUUCCACGGGUCCCUCCCAGGGCGGUGGUUCCCGUGUGCACCCUGGCAAGAAGAUGCCCGGGCGCAUGGGCAACGAGAACGUCACGGUGCAGAACCUCAAGGUGCUCGCGGUCGACAAUGAGCUCGGCACCGUGCUGGUCAGCGGGGCGGUCCCGGGCCCCAAGGGGAGGACGUUGAAACUGCAGGAUUCGAAGAAGAUGAAGGCGCCCGGUCUGCCGUUCAGGGAAGAUAUACUCAAGACGCUGGUGGAGAGGAAUAGUGGCGUGGAGGCCCAGCUCGAGAUGGCGCGGUCAGCGCAUCUGGAACUAAAGGCACUGAGGAGGGAUAUCUGA
This is a messenger RNA of Emericellopsis cladophorae, 990 nucleotides long. RefSeq names its product 54S ribosomal protein L9-like protein. Gene Ontology annotation, biological process: translation. Gene Ontology annotation, cellular component: mitochondrial large ribosomal subunit; ribosome. The transcript has a single exon. Lineage: Eukaryota; Fungi; Ascomycota; Sordariomycetes; Hypocreales; Bionectriaceae. The record is from RefSeq and is a predicted model, not a curated record. Gene Ontology annotation, molecular function: structural constituent of ribosome. The coding region runs from base 1 to 990 and encodes 329 amino acids.